Messenger RNA from Uranotaenia lowii, 8305 nucleotides. RefSeq names its product small subunit processome component 20 homolog. The transcript has 11 exons. The record is from RefSeq and is a predicted model, not a curated record. The coding region runs from base 92 to 8047 and encodes 2651 amino acids. Gene Ontology annotation, cellular component: small-subunit processome; nucleolus; 90S preribosome. Lineage: Eukaryota; Metazoa; Arthropoda; Insecta; Diptera; Culicidae.
UAAACACAAAACAAACCGGGGUUUUCGAGUGCAAAUUGUUAUUUCCUGAAGAUAUUUCGUCCAAUUUUUGAAUAAUUAAUGCGCUAGAAUCAUGAAAAAUCGUCCGCUUAAGCACAAAAACAAGAACUCCUUCCAGUUCAAAACAUUCAACGAACGCAUGGCCGAAGUAGACAUCCGUCGAUCGGCACUUUAUCACGUAGAACACGAAAACGAAUCACUGGAAGAGAACCAAUCGUUUUUUCAUCAAACCAUUCAAAAAUGGAGCGUUCUCAAUUUGACCGAAGAAUACCAGAAGUUCCAGUUGCCACUGCGUGGAAUCGUUACUUUGCCACAAUUGUUGCACCGGAAAGAGUUUGUCGUUGGUCACCUUAUUCGUUCACUUGAAGCAGCCACCAAUCUUUCGUUGCAAGCAUUAUUGGAAUUUGUGGUUGUGUUAGCCAGAGACCUUCGCGAUGAGUUUACCUCACAUUUCUGGAAAAUAUUGGAUAAACUUUUAACUCUACUAGAUUCCAAGGAAGCAGACCAGCUCGAAUGGACACUGCUCUGUUUAGCGUCGUUGUUCAAGCUACUACGCGGAUUUCUUCGGAAGGAACUUGCUUCGCUAUUCGAACGGAUCUUACCACUUUUGGAUGAUGUAAAACCCCUACAUAUAGUAAACUUCGCAGCAGAAUGUUUUGCUUUUGUUGCCCGAGAUACAAAAGACAAACGUGAACUGAUCUAUAUGAUAACAUCAGGAGUUGUCGAUAAUCCCUCGGCUGUUAUGGGAUCAGGUCGUUUGAUUUUCGAAAUAAUGCGUGGUGUAAAUCAACAAUUCCAUAGUUGUGCUGCUGAAUUUUGGUCACUCAUGUUAGAGAUGGUUGGACAAGAAUCGGUUGAAACAAAAGGAUUCGAACCGAACAUUUUGUUCAAAAUUUUGAUUCAAACCGCUACUGAUAUGUUGCAGUGCAUUGAGAAACAACAUCUACAGCCAUUCUGGGGUUCUAUGUACAAAGCGGUUGACAAUACACUCUGUCUUGAAAAUAUAGCGGAGAAGGAAACCGGUUUAAACUAUCUCGUACAGUUGAUUGGUGUAGUAAUUGAGCAUCAACACGCGAGAUACCUAGAUUCUAGCGAUAUUCUUAUUGGGAAGUUGAUCAAAAUUGUAAACCGGUGUACCCAUCUCGAUCUACUGAGUCAUGCAGUAAAAGUCGCUACUAUAAUGAUGCUCUCGCACAAUCUGAACCUUACUCAACUAGAGGCUAGUCGCCUUUCGAAGAAUAUUUUGGCGAUCGGCUCACGCUCAAGGGAUAUUUUUGAAAACUUUGUUUUAGAUUUGGCAGACUACCCAUUGUUUGAAAUCCUGAUCUUUCCGGCCUAUAUUACUUUUUAUGAGAAGCAUGUCGAUAACCGUAGCAUUUCUUUGUUGGCUCAAAUAAUUCUGAAGAAGGCACCGCUCUGCACACAUGGUUUGAAUUUGGACAGUUGGAGACAGUUUCCGAUUAAAUUCAAAAAUGAUAAUACCAAAUCACAUCUGCUGCAGAUAUUCAAAGAUGCGAAGCCCAGCGCUGAUAAUAUCGAAUUUAUAUCUAUCCUAGUUUUACUACCACAUUUGACGGGUAUCGACAACGACAAACUUGUUUUGCAAAAACUCAAAAGCGAUAUUGAUCUUGUGUUAUCCAGAGUAGAUGAUUACAACAGCUUCAUUGUUUUAAAUAUUUUAGUCGAAUGUUUGAUUCAUUUGUUCGAAAAUAAUACUGAAACAUUGAAUAACAUCAUCCACAAAACAUUACCGCUGCUAACUGAAGGGAGAGAAGACUUAAUUUGUACAGUUAGUUUGUGUAUGAGCCAAAUAGCAGUCGAGAAACCCCAGCAAAUGAACGGUAAAUUGUUCGACAUCGUCCAUGAGUUUUUGAGUCCGUUUUUGUCUUCGGUUCAUAGAAAAUCCCGCCUUCUGGUGACACAUUGCUUCACAUUGUUCAAUAGGAACAAAAAUACGAAAGCCAAUGACGACGAAUCUUUGUUUGACAUUUUAUAUGGAAUUGAAUCUGUAGAGCCAACGAUUCAAUCGUACCGUGAACAAAUCAUGUUACUAAAGAAACUCGAAUUCGAUUCCAAUUACUUUCAAACUGUUACCGAUCAAUCACUACAGUUGGAUGCCAUGAGAUACGUCGUCUCGCUGCUUUCUGUGAAUUUCAAACUACUUUGGAAACCAGUGAGUGAGGUACUUGAAACAUAUGCGGAUGAUUUUGACAUUGGUUAUUUCUGGGCGGUAUACAAAAAGCAGUUAGAAACGUCAAUGAAUGGUGUGAAACUUGGCAAUUCCGAGCAUCCACAGUGUGAAGGCGACAACCAAAACGAUAUACUGCAAAAAAUCAUAAAGUACAACUUCGAGAACACGCUCGAUAAAGUGGAUUUUGUUAACUAUCGAGUUCAACUGUUGACAGCUUUGGCAAACUUUAAUCGCAUUUUUGAGUCUAAAAAUCGCGAUAUAGUUUUAGCAUUUUUUAAAUUUAUUGAAACAGAGUAUCGAGUGAAACAAGAGAUGUUGCGUGGUAAUGAUAGUAACAACGAUACACCAAAGGCGACACAAAAAGUUUUGAUAGCCUUUUUGAACAUAUUUGCCAAAGUGAGAAACCCGAAAACCAUCUACAAAGCCGAUCAUCUGUACACAUUUUACGAAGAACUACUCUCGCAUCGUAGCUUUGAGGUGCAGAAGCUAGCUCUAGAUUGUAUUUUUACGUAUGACAAUUCUGUUCUGAUUCCGUACAAAACAAACUUGUACAACCUAGCUAGCGAAAAAACGAUAAAGGAAGAGAUUCAAAGUUUUUUCAAAUCUGAUGAAAGCAACCAGGAUAAGCUACAGUGCGUUGUACUGGAUGAGCAUCGACCAACCGUAAUACCAAUGGUUCUAAAAAUUAUACAUACGAAAAUGGUUCAAAAGGCAACGUCCACAGAAAUGAAGCAAUUAUUAUUGAGAUUUGUGGGCAACUUUUCGGAACAAGAAAUUAGUAUAUUCAUCAGUAUGUCAUUAAACUAUUUUGAAAAUUUACUUCAGUCCAAUCCCCUUGAAACGCAUCGGAAAAUUAGCGAAAGCUGCAAAAACUUUACUGAAGAGAUGCCAUUGUACCGAAUACAAGUGCUGAUGAAAAUGAUUGAUGACAUUCGGGAUCGGUUUGCCGGUUUGAAAGAUGAGAGCUUCACGCGAUAUUUAUUGCAUAUAAAAAUUUGUAUGGAUUCUAUCUUGCUUAGAAUGGAUCACGCGACCGUGAAACAUUUGAAAUCACAAGCAUUGCUCAAUUUGGUUGAGUUUUUCGAACAUUUUGACGAAUAUUGCUGGUCCAAAGAUGAACUAGAAGCAAUUUUCGAAGUCUAUGUAUGGUCUCAACUGGAAAAAUUGGAAAUAGAAUGCAUCCAUUCACCUACACCUUUGUUAAAAUUGUUUGUUUGUUGGAGCAAAAACCCGCGCUUACAUCAGCUGCUGGUCAAGUAUAAGAAUGAUUCCAAUCAAACUUCCUUGAAAAGAAUAAUAAAUUUGGUAGUUUGUGGUAAAGCAAGUGAAGCUGUUUGUCAAGAGAUCUUAAAGUUAGUCAUGAAUAUGUUGAGUUUGGAGAGUGGAGAAUCACGUGGUACUCUCGCCGUGCAAAACGUGCUCCAAAUCGACGAAAAUGAGUUGAUUGAAAAUAAUCUGAAUGCAGGUACCUACCUGUUGACUCCAUUUUUCCCUGAAAUACUCGACUAUCUCCAGCAGGUGCUAAAACGCAAGGGUUCUAUCAACAAAGAUCAGCUGGCGGUUUUAACACGUAUUGCGGAUUACGCCACUGAUGCUGAAACAUGUGAAGCAUUGGUUAAGAUGUUGGUACCGAUGACGAUUCGUAAAAUUUCUUUACCCAAUACCGAACCUGAAACAAUACAGCAAAUGCAUGCUGCCAUUUCAGCGUUGGUAAAAUUAGUUCCGGAACCAGAAAAAUAUUUGCGUCAAAUAGGGCUACUGCUCGAACGUGUGCAGGAUCUGGCCACACGAAAAAUUAUUCUUGAAAUAAUUGAACGAAUCACUAGCGCAUCGGAAUUAUUGGUUUAUCAACAGUGCAUUGCAAUAAUUCGAGAUAUGAACGCCAUGGACAAACGAUGGCUUGAUCAACCCGAUUACGAUAGACGCCUGCAAGCAUUUCGAACUGUGGAUCAGCUUUUGGAAGAAAAAACCAUCAAUAUGGAUCUAUCAAUCCUUUUUAUUCAUCAGUGCUUUUACUAUCUCAAAACAGACAAAGAUCUCGCAAUUAGAGACAAAGCCAAUUACUACGUACAAAAGCUUGUUAUAUUUAGCGUCAACAAUCGGACAGACGAACAAGUGCACGAUGUCCGGUAUCUUAUAGAUCGUGUGAUACUCACAUCUCUAAUGAAGGGAGUUAAAGAUAAAAAUAUAGCUACCAGAAAUGAGGCCAUACAACUUCUUGGCAAUUUAAGCCGAGAAUGUUCCGAUUACAAUAACGUGUUUGCCGAUCUGCACCAUUUCACUAACAGCCGUGAUCGCGAAAUCGAUUUUUUCGAUAAUAUAACUCAUCUACAAAUCCAUCGUCAUCGGCGUACCAUGAAGUUAUUUUGUAAAAUUGCACGCCAGCUGAAAGAGCCUCUCACUCCAAAUACGCUGGUAAAUUUUGUAUUACCGAUUGUAUCUUCUUACCUGUGUUGUGAGGAGUAUCGCAAAAAAGCCAAACUUACCGAAGCAGCUAUAAGUUGUGUGGCCACCAUCAGCAGAAUGCUUCCAUGGCCGCAUUACAAAACACUCCUUAAACAAUAUCUUGGCAAAAUGAAGCAGAGUAUUGAGUAUCAGAAACAACUUAUUCGAUUAGUAACAGCGUUGUUAGAUAAUUUUCAUUUUGAUCUUUCCCUGGCAAAUAACAAUUUAAGUGACGUUGAUUCUAAAUUUUAUGAGAAUUCACAGAAAACCGAUACUUGUAUUGAAAGCGAAGAUCAUGAAACUAUCGAUGAACCACUGGUAACUGCCCAAAAAGAAACUAUGAAUGAUAGUUUGAAAAAAAUAUAUUCCAGAAUAUCUUUUAAAAAUAAAACGAUACUCGAUAAGCCACAUGCCGAGGAAGUUCUACAUGAAAUUGCCAAAAUAUUAAUUCCUGAUCUUUUUUCCACUAUCAACUAUCGGGAAACGCAAAACACAAUAAAACUGAAUGAGCGCAAAGAACGAUAUAAACGCGAGAAAGAAGAUAUGCUUAAAAUACCUAUUGCCACAGCGAUUGUAAAAUUGCUUCAAAAGCUACCGCAAAAGUUUAUCGAGCUUAAUCUUCCUAAGUUAACUAUAAAAGUUAUAAACUUUUUAAAAUCAAAUCUAAAACAAGUGCGUAACAUUGCACGCGAUACUUUAAAAAAUAUUAUAGUAUCAGUAGGGCCAUCCUUCCUACGAGCAAUUCUUGAAAAUUUGGUAGCUGUGUUGACAAGAGGAUUUCAGGUUCACGUGCUAGUUGCAACAGUCCACACUAUUCUUGAUGCAAUCAAAGAACAACUAAACUGUACCAUUGUAGAUGACAUCUUACAACUGGCGUUGAAUCUGUGUAUUAAUGAUAUUUUUGGACAUUUGUCUGAAGAAAAGGAAGUAGGAUCUUUAUCGAGGAAAACACCUGAAGCAAAACCAAACAAAAAAAGUUUCCUUACUUUGUAUAUAUUAGCAAGGCAUAUGAGUGAGAGGUCUACUCUAGAUUUGAUAAUACCCUUCAAAGAAAUUCUUGUGAAAACUAAUUCCAAAAAGACCGUUUCAAAGGUGCAGGAAGCGCUAGGCAAAAUUGCAGAAGGAUUAUGUAAUAAUACAAACAUCAGUUCCGAAGCAUGUUUGAUAUUCGUGUUUGGUAUAGCUUCUGAAAGCAUUCCAGAUUUGGUUUGCGGUAAAAAAGUAGUAUUGUCAGACACACAGAAAAAUAAAAUGAAGAUCAGUAGACCCGAUAUAUAUCUAAUCCCGGCCGAACCAAAACGAAGAGGGGCACUCAGUCAUAAUCCGGCGACUCUUGGUACUAAAACAAAUGCGCAUGUCCUUAUGGAGAUGAGCUUAGAAAUACUGCACGUGCUCAUUAAGAAGAAUCAAAUUCUAACCAACGACUACGAACCGUUCAUUGAACCACUUGUGCCCAUACUAAUCGGCUCUAUGGAGAGCAGUCACCUUAAAGUGGUUAUGCUUAGCAUCAAAUGUAUUUCUGUUAUUUGGGCGUCCAAGCUUCGGCUUGAAGAGCUCGAAAGGAAUACCGAACAGUGUUUAGACAAUUUGUUGAAAAUUCUUCACAAAUAUGCAACAGCGGUUUUGAGUCAAUUAGAUGAAAAUUUUCAACUAGUUAAAUCGUGCUUCAAGGCCGUAGUAACGCUGCUCAAAUUUAAGAAACAGUUUGCGGUAAGUGACAAGCAGCUUAAAGUCUUGUUGCUGUAUGUUGAACAGGAUUUACCUUAUCCGGAGCGACAAAAUAUGGCUCUCAUCUUGCUGCGUGCAAUAGUGGACAGAAAAUUGCGGGCUGAAGAAAUGGCAGCUAUCAUUAAAAAAGUCGCUGAACUCAGCAUCAUGAGUGAGAAUUCGAAAACCAGGGAGGAAUGUCGACAGGUGCUACUAAAUUACUUGAUAAACUAUCCUUUGGGCAGCAAUGUUGAUCACUUGAUCAAUUUCUACAUCAGUCAGCUGGAAUAUGAGGUCAUAUCCGGACGCGAAUCAGCUAUUAAAAUGUUUUUAUCUAUAUUUAAGACAUUCCCCGCUGAAUCAUUGAACGCAAAGGCCCCUUUUUUCUUUUUAUCCCUCGGAGUACGGCUUAUAAACGAAGAAUCAACGGAUUGCCGAAUAAUGGUUGCAGAAUGUUUAGAAGCGUUGUUCGAACGUUGUGAUAUAGUUCGCAGAGAUGAGUUAUUCGAUCUGAUACUAACUAUGCUCAAGGAUGAAAAAUUAGCUCAUCGUGAGCUUGCUGCUCAGUUAAGCAUUCGAUUGAUGAACGUCGAGAAAGAGGAAAUCCGUAGUCGCUUGACCAAAUUACUCCCUGCAUUGCUUUUUACGAUAACAGAGGUAGACACUGAGAGUGUUGGAAGAUUUGUUAAGCUACAUGGCAAAUGUCUAUCCGCUGAUGAUAACGACAAAAUGAUAGUGAAGUCAAGAGACCAUGCGCUACUCCAAGUGUUGAAUGCCACGAACCGUCUUUUUGAAAUAUGUCCAGAUGUAAUUUCAUUUCAACAGUUUGACGAAAUUAUGGAUGAACUUGCCUACACCGUCCAAACUCUACUAACUCACGGACAUGAAUGGGCUCGAUUAGGUGCCCUCAAGCUCCUCGGACAGUUCCUAGGUUCAUUGGAUUUUGAAAUAAUUGGUAAAACUAUAUCGGACGGAGAAAACUUGAAUCGAAGACAGUUCAUCUAUAAUGAUCCGUUGAAUGAUGUUCGAGCGAUUGUUCUGGAUAUGUGUUCUCAAUUAGAUCCACUCCAUGCUGAUGAAGAAAUUGCAGGCUUAGUAGUACAAAAUUUACUAUACGUAGCCAAUGUUCUAAAGUUCGCUCCAUUAAAUAAUAAUGAUGAUAAAAAGAUCAACUUAGCUUGGUUAAUACGACGAGUACGAUACAUUAUACAAAGUGAAAUAGCAAAAGCGCCGAAAUCUAUUAUUUUGCGGCGACAUAUGUUCAACUGGAUGGAAGCGCUAGCAGAGCUAAUUGAUGUUUCGACUAUUGUUGAGCUAGCUCCAGGUCUCUUGUCACCUGUGGUGCGAGAAUUAAGCGACAAAGAUCACUUAAACGAAGAUUUGAAGCAAAUUGUGAUCAAUGUUUCCGACAAAAUACGUGCUAAACUUGGAAGCGAAAAGUAUGAUAUGAUUCGUUUGGAAAUGUUAUCUAAUUUGCAGAAGAAACGUGCAAUGCGACAAAGGGAAAUUGCAGUCGAGAAAAUACACAAUCCAAUAGAAGCUUCCAAACGAAAGAAUGCCGUGAAAAUGCGUAAGAAGGAAGCAAAAAAGCGGAAAAUAGAGAACCGUAAACGAAAAGCAUCAGUAACAAAAGGAUACAAACAGAAACGAAAACGUCAAAAUCUGGAAGACUUGUUUCAAAAUUAAUUCUCUAUUGCAUAUAUUUUAAUGAUUAUGGUUAUUCAUAGCAUUGCGGUAUUAGGUACUCGCAACUGCACACCUGUGAAUGAAAUCGAAGAACCAGAAGAGAAAAGCAAAACGGACAGAAAUGGAGGCUAUUGUUGAAAUAGCUGAACUGACAUGAAGCGAAGGCGAAAGUUGCAUAUCGUCAACAGUGGUCUUUUGUUCGGCCGUUUUCCGGACAUGCGGCGUUGUAUAUAAUGGGGCCAUCCUUCGGGGGAAAUG